Molecule: messenger RNA, 6234 nt
Organism: Rhineura floridana
Lineage: Eukaryota; Metazoa; Chordata; Lepidosauria; Squamata; Rhineuridae
Gene: FHDC1
Product: FH2 domain containing 1
Exons: 12
Coding region: 547-3942 (1131 amino acids)
Biological process (GO): actin filament polymerization
Cellular component (GO): actin filament; cytoplasm
Molecular function (GO): microtubule binding; actin binding
Source: RefSeq, a predicted model, not a curated record
GCACUCCCAGCAAGCAUCAAGUACAGCUGCAAGAAAAGCAUCCACUGACACAAGGAGCUGUUUGCUCUUGUGUCUCUGUACUUUCACCAUUCAUUUCAACGGGAGCACCGAGAAGUUGGGAGGAGCAUAAAGAAAAAGAAAUAGUAUCAGCAGCGGGAGCGACACAGCUCUGCUCUCUUAAUAGGUACUUGCUGAGCAGGCUGGUGGUUUUACCUGAAAGAGCCCCGCCUAACGCCACGCCUGCGUGGUGCCUCCGCCUUUUUCUGCUGACCGCAGUGAGAACGAAGGGAGGAGGUAGAACAGAGAGACGGGAGGCGACGGCGCUGGUAUUCUGAGGAGUUGGGUAGCCAGCCAGCAAGAGUCCGGCGUCGCUGAAGGAGGCGAGGGGUGACCGAGUACCCCAUAGAGCGGGCAGGAAGGGACCCGGAGAGAUGACUGAUCUCCUGAAUUUGCCUCUCCAAUAGUAGAUUACAAUUCUGAUGUGGUUUGGUGUUCAUGCACAUCUAAGGAAGUCAGUCAGUCUCUCUCUCUAGAGAGGGGCUGAAUAUGCAUGUUAUGAAUUGUGUCUCCUUGGUCAAUGAUAAAGAAAAUGGAGCUAUUUCAGUUGAAGCUGGGUUAAUGAUUGGAGAUACAACAGAACCAGAAGAGCAGCCUCCGCCGCCUCCACCACCACCACCACCUCUACCAUGUCCAUCCACAGAAGCUGGAUUUUCCUCACCAGCGGUGGUGCCACCCCCUCCACCUCCUCCACCUCCAGUACUGAGCAGACCUCCACUGCCACAGUUGGUAAAUAGGCAUGGCCACCAGACCAAGAAGAAGAGAAUACGUAGCUUCUUCUGGAAAACUAUCCCUGAAGAACAAGUCCGUGGUAAAAACAAUAUCUGGACUAUUGGUGCUAAACAAAAUUAUCAGAUUGACACAAAGACAAUUGAGGAAUUAUUUGGCCAGCAAGAAGGAGCUCCACCUCAAGAUUCCAGAAGCAAAACUUUAAGGAGGUCAUUCAAAGACACCAAACAAGAGAUUAAUAUUUUGGAUGCCAAAAGAAGUAUGAAUAUUGGGAUAUUUCUCAAGCAGUUUAAAAAAUCUCUUGAAUCCAUAAUUGAAGAUCUUCACUCAGGAAGAAGUGAUCUUUAUACUUCUGAGAUUCUACAUGAACUUCUCAAGUUAUUGCCAGAAACAGAAGAGGUAAAGAAAUUAAAGGAUUUCAAUGGAGACAUAUCAAAACUGUGUCAAGCAGAUUCUUUUAUGUACUUGCUAAUCCAGGUGCCAAACUAUUCACUGCGAAUUGAAGCCAUGGUGUUAAAAAAAGAAUUCUCCCCAUCUUGUACUUCUCUUCAGAAAGACAUGACAAUUAUAAGAAUGGCUACAAAGGAGCUAAUAUGCUGUGAAGAGUUACAUUCCAUAUUGCACUUGGUCCUUCAGGCUGGAAAUAUUAUGAAUGCAGGAGGCUAUGCUGGCAAUGCAGUUGGCUUUAAGCUAUCCUCAUUACUCAAGUUGGCAGAUACAAAAGCAAACAAGCCUGGGAUGAAUCUGCUUCAUUUUGUUGCUUUGGAAGCCCAAAAGAAGGAUAAAGUUCUUCUAACCUUUUCAGAAAAACUGCAGCAUGUUCAUGAGGCAGCUAGAAUAUCUCUUGAAAGUCUAGAAGCAGAGCUGUAUUCACUGUCAGCCAAAACAAGGUCUCUUAAGGACAAUAUUCGACGGGACUCUGUACUCUUUCACCAAAUGGAAGGCUUCCUCCAGUUUGCUACAAAAGAGUUAAAAGAACUGGAACAUUGGAAACGAGACCUGCUGAAGGAAGCACAUGCCCUUAUAGAAUUCUUGUGUGAAGAUAAAGAAACCAUGAAACUGGAAGAGUGUUUUCAGAUAUUUAGGGAUUUUUGUCUAAGGUUCAACAAAGCUGUUAAGGACAACAAGGAAAGGGAGACCCAAGAACUUCAACAACUACAGCGACUGAAGGAGCUAGAGGAAAAACGCCGAUCAUGGGUUGGUGGAGACCUUGGAGGUUUUGGCAGGAGCAGCAGUGAAAAUGAUGUUGGGACAUUGACAAAAAGAGGACUGGAAGAAUUUCUACCGUUUUUGCAGCAGAGACCCCAAAGUCCUUCUUACAGAAAUGUUAGCACCAGGCGUUCCCGGCAUUCCUUGGUAGUCACUACAGACAGAGAGCUCUUGACUUUCCUGGAGACCUCAAAGGGUGAAGAUCCAAACAAGUUCAACAGUCUUCCUCGGGCCCAUGCAUGUCAAGCAAGACCCAGCCUGGCCUGGACUCAAUCUAAAGAGCCUGAGGAACUUGGUUUAACUACCUUGCACUUACAUCAGGCACCUGAAGAAGGCAUGGAUUGCAACUACUUCCAAUUGCCUCCAUCUCACUCCGAUCACAUAGAAGACCUUGAGGAGCUAGAGACUGCCCAUACUAAUCUCUACAAUAACCAAGAGUGUGCUGGCAAUGACAAGUAUAGAUUCAACAUGGCUUGUAUGGAAACCACAGAUGCAGCCCCCUGGGACUUGUCUCUUGAAGAAGGUGAACUUGUUCCAGGGCUGCUUAAGUUUGAUCCCCAUGAACACAAUGAUGCAGAGGACCUGUCCACAGUUCAUUUUGAGGCUGAUGUGAAAGGUUUGGAGACUCUGGGUGGCUCAAGCUUAUACUCUCUUGGGCUAGCAGCUGCUCCGGUACCAUCCAUCAGAAAAUCUAAAGAAACUGCUUAUAAAGCUGAACAUGCUGCCAGAGUGGCAAGCCAUGUUAAAGAAACUCCAGAACCAGAGAGUGAUAGUCCCAUAUCCUCAGAUGGUAGUAUUUCAGGAAUUAAGGCACACAGUCCAAUGUUCUGUAUAUCAGAUACUUCUGACUGUUCUUUGACACUUGAUCUGUCAGAAGGAAACAAUCCAAAGCUAGGUAGCAACAACAAAGUGAACAUGAAAGAUGGUGCUAUUGCUCCUUUUAAGAAUGAUCUUCAGACUGAUGGUGAUGCUGUCUUGGAUCUAAACUCACUUUCUGCUGAUAAAGAUAACUCUAGUAGCAAGCCUGGUCUUCCAAAGGAAAAACCUGCAAGAAGCAAAGAUGCAUUGGGGCCAAAGAGAAACUCUCUGAAAGAUAAAUCUUCAAGUGCUACAAAAUCCAGCAGUGGUCCUCCCAACCAUCCCAGACCAGUUAGAACUCUGAAUUCAUCAGAGAAUGCGAGCAUGAGAAAAGUAGUACCCAUUUCCAGGUCAACUAAAGCAGCAUCCCCUAGCUGUACCAAAAAGCCAGAGGCUAAGCCAGCACCUCGAGACACCAGCGUGGUGGAAACACGACUCGCCCGUCGCAACUCCAUCCGGGGCAACUCCACAGAUGCAGUGCCAAAACCUCAGUACAGGCAAAGCAUAUCUGUGGAAGAGCCAAAAUUCCAGCGGGGGACCACAACUUCAAGCAGUGGCCAUUUUGAGAAGGAGCAACUCCAGCACAAAGGCUCCUUCAAAAAACCAAGCUGUAAACCAGUCAGGUAUGUUCCCAAGUCAAAAAACGAUGAAACAAAGAUGUGCCGCUCUUUGACCAAAUCCCAAUCCCCUACAGAUACUAGCAAAAGCACAACAGUCACUGUUCCCAAGACACCAGCUCCUGUCCCAAGCUUUGCAAGGAAUACAGUGGCUUCUUCCUCAAAAUGUGCAAAGGUGGAUCUUCCAGCCACUUCCAAAGCUCCAACCCUCACAAGGUCUCUGUCUCAGAGGCUGCCUAGGAUGAGAAUAACAACAGCCUCUGAUGAUUCUAAUCCAAAGGAAAAUAGUGGAAGAACCCUGAAACGAUCAAAUAGUGCUCGGAUUAUCAAAAGGAACACUGACAACAGUGACCUUCUAAGUGUCAAAACAGAGCCCGUGCUAAAGGAACAAAUACUAAUGGAAAAAUCAACAUCCCUUAAAUGUAAAGAUGGAAAUCAGACUUCUAUAGGGAACCUACUGAAUCACUUUUGAAAAUAAAGGGGUUUGUAGUAUUUGGCAAUACAGAAUGUGAAAACCAGCUGUUUUCAACACUGAAUUUUCCUGUUGGGUGAAAUAUCCCAAAUGGUAAUGUUGUGCAUUAAUAAUAUCAAAUGCAAAUUGAGGUACGUUGUGUGGAUCCUGAUGUAUGUCUGAACUGAACGUUUUCAAAAUUACUGUGAUGGAAUAGCUGUAACAAAUUUCCCUUGCUUCUGGGAGAUAGUGCCUCUGCGUGAAUUUUACAUGCUAAAGGAAUGCAUUUGUUUAAUGAAAGGAAAGGACAACAGAACUAGGGAUUGUGGCCAGUUGUAUAAACACUGCUUUUCUGAAAAUGCAGUCCUGAAUUUUUUUGGAAGAGUAAGAAAAGCAGAUGCGGAUCACUUUAAAUUCCUUGGGUCCAAUAACAAAAUGUGUCUAUUGCAGAGUCCAUUGCUGGCGAUUGGACACACAGAACCGCUGGCCUACCAUAUGGUAAAAUAGGAUACUGCUGUAUGGGAGGGGGCAGAGGGGCGUUAGUUGUAAUCUCAUCUGAAGAACUUGCAGCAUGUCUUAAGUUGUAUGUGUGCCUGUAGGAAGGAGGGGAAACUCUGCUGGGCAGAAAGUUUAUUCUCCACGAGUGUGACAGAACUGCCUUGCAUGUACAAGUAGAAUAGCAGAUGGAAUGACUGGUGCUGGAAUUAGUAGAAUUAGCUGAAGGUUGUAACUUUCAGAAACCACAAGUAGUAACAGGAGAAAAUGACUACAGGUGACUUGGCUUGUGUCAGUUACAAGCAAACUUGCCAGCUUUUAGUAUACAGAAGUGCUAUAUUUAUAUUACAUAUCACAGAUGCUAUGAGGGCUGCAACCUCUUGGAGAGCACUUUUCCUGCCAAUUUUCAUUUCCACUGGUUUUUAACUACUGUCAAGUGACUUAAAAAUGCUGCUAUGGCUCUUGUUAGGGAGAGCCUUGAUUUCCCUGCUGCCUUCGUUCUUUUAUCAAAGUGAGCAGUUGGCAUAAAACACGCAAGUUCCUUUAAUGCAUGACAAAAAGCGUUGGUUUCUGUUUGUUUCUUUUUUGGGGGGUAAAUUAAGCUUAAUUUGCUUCUGAUAAAGAUUUUAACACUACUUUUUAAACUUCACUUUUUUGAUAAGCUUUGUUUUAUAUAUAUAAAAAAUAUAGUUCACUGCAAAAAAAAUGACAUCAGGUCAGACUAAGAUGCAGAGAAUGAGGAAAAACAUGUUGCUACGUGUUCUGCCUGCCCCUUGGUCCCUUUCCAAGUAAAUAUGUGUAGGUGGGGAAACUUGCUGUUGCUGUUCAGGCUCUUUAUUUAAAUAGUUGCAAUCUUAAGCAUUUAUGAGAACCUUAGAAAAAACCCAGAAAUCAUGUGGUAGAAAUAGUUGAACAAAUGAUGUUGAGUUGGUAAUGCCUUGCCUUUAGCACUCUCCACCCUUUCCUUCACCUAAUAUAAGUGUAUCAGUCACAACAAGCUACUUGCACAGAUGUGACAAGUGACACCCAGGGUUGUAUCCAAUUGUGUCCCUCCUUUGACUUCUGGAGCAAUGUGCAGGAGCAAGGAGGAAUUUUUGCUAAAAUCAACUCCCUCCCUUUCGGUUCAUGGAAGCCUCCAUUGCCCAAGGGGCCUUCCAUCAGCCAAGAGAGACAGUUGGAUAUAACCCUCCUUGACUCAUUCAACUGAGUAAGUCAAGCAUUUCGGCUCAUGGAGAUAUGCAUUUUAGAAAUGGUUUUCAGCAACUCCUCCCCAGAAGGUAUGCCAAAAUACCAUCGUGUGCUAUUAAGCCCUCCAAAUAAGUCACCCACCUCAGUGUGAUAGCUGGCGUAACCCCUUCUCCACCGUAAAAUGUUCUUGGAAGGAAUAACUGUUUUUGGUUUAUAAGCUUCUUGUGUUCUCCUUCUUCAACGGUUUAAAUGCAGUAAUCUGCCCAUUUAGCGCUACCUGUGUCUUUUUGUGUGCUCAUCUGCAAAAGCAGGUGUUGGAUUUUUAUUACCUUUUGAUGGUAGUAAGCUUGAAAAGAGAAAAUAAUUUAAAUGUUACAUGUUUGGAAACUAAGUAAAUUUCUAUAUAAGAAGAAUGUGUAAAAAUGAACUGAAUGUAUUUAAUGGACCAUUUAUACAUUUCUGAGUUUAUCUUGCUAGUUUAAUAAAGUUCCCAUUUAUGGGAUUUGUGCUAUGUUUCCAUUCUUCCAAUGUAAUGUUGCUUAAUCUCAUUCUGAGUGUUCUGAAGCUCACACUGGAGCAAAUCGCACUUAAUUUGAAGUCACUGAAAGGGAAUAAAUACAUUUUGAAUAA